Molecule: messenger RNA, 1132 nt
Organism: Panicum virgatum (switchgrass)
Lineage: Eukaryota; Viridiplantae; Streptophyta; Magnoliopsida; Poales; Poaceae
Product: putative disease resistance protein RGA1
Exons: 2
Coding region: 8-1132 (374 amino acids)
Biological process (GO): defense response to other organism
Molecular function (GO): ADP binding
Source: RefSeq, a predicted model, not a curated record
AAUAGCAAUGCAUAAUAACAAGAAUAUAGAUAUGAGAAAGGAAUCAGAUGAUAUCAAAGGUCAACAGCAGAACAUUAAUUUGAUGGCAGGCCCUAGUUGCAGUGAGCUGGAAUUUGUUGAUGCACGAGAAGCAUCGCCAGAUGUAGUAGAAGAACUCAUUAUUGGGAGGACAGCAGAGAAAGGGAAAAUAAUUGCUUCUUUACUUGAUGGUAUGUCAGAAAAGAUCAUCAUCCUUCCUAUAUAUGGUAUUGGAGGCAUUGGCAAGACAACUUUUGCAAGAUUGAUUUACAAUGAUCCAAAUUUUAAAUGUUAUUCUCAUGUAUGGGUUCAUGUGUCCCAGAUAUUUGACUUGAAUAAAAUUCGUGAGUAUGUGAUUUCACAACUAUCUGGAAAAGAAAGCCAGGCUAUUGAAAGACAGAUAAUACAUAGUUGCCUCACAGAACUACUUUCUGGCAAGAUCCUGGUUGAUUUAGAUGACCUAUGGGAGGAAGAUCAAUUCCACCUGCAGGAGUUAAAGGAUAUGCUAUAUCAUGCUGAUAGCAGCAUAAUUAUUUUAGUAACAACACGCAGUGAACGUGUUGCCAGGAGAAUUUGUACUAACCUUCAACCAUACAAGAUAUUACCCUUGACAAAUGACAUUUGCUGGGAUAUAAUAAAACAAAGAAGUUCUUUUGAAUCUAGAAACGACAAAAGACAGUUGAUGGAUAUUGGAAGGGAGAUUGCCAAGAAGUGUAGGGGUGUGGCUUUAGCAGCUCAAUCUCUAGGCUUCACUUUGCGGUCCAUGAACAUUGAUCAAUGGAUUAAGGUGAAAGAAAGUGGUAUCUGGAAUGAACCUAUUUCAGAUUAUGCAUCAUUGCCAAAUCAUGUUCUUGCAUCUUUGAAGUUAAGUUAUAGCCAUAUGGAUGCAAGCUUGAAGCCAUGCUUCACCUUUUGUGCAAUCUUUCCAAAAGGUCACAAGAUAGUUAAAGAUGAUUUAAUUUAUCAAUGGAUUUCUUUGGAUUUCAUCAAACCAUCAAACAUGCUCUCCAAUUUGCAGCUCGGUGAGAAGUAUAUUGGGCAGCUGCUGGGACUAUCAUUCUUUCAACAUUCAGUACCCACGUUCAAAGCAAACUUACAUAUAUUGCAACUUUGA